UCUGACUGCGCAGCGGCCGCCAGGUGCUCAAACAGACACUUGAAGACCACAAAAAAUGCUCUUUUCCCGAGAGGUAAUACAACCAUUUGUAAACAUAAUUUCUCUCUGAUAGCUGCAGACUGGAAUGCUCCAUCCUUUUAUCACGUCCCUGUCGCUUUAAAGCUCCAGACAAAACGACCCAUAUGAUUUUCGACCUCCAAUCAUCAUCUUCAUCAUCAUCAUCAUCACCGCUCUUCUCAUGCGGACAUGGCGAAAAAGCACAGCUGUCUGAGAAGAAGAGUGGAUAUAUAAAUGACAGCGGUUUUCCUGCAAACGGAGCGGUGAAAUGCUGAGCAGAGCAGCCGCUUCUCCUUCGAGGCAGAGACCGCUGGAUCAUCAUGCUGAUUGUGGAGAAGACUGCCGAUCACCCGUCUGUGGAGUUCUCCAUCGUUGAAGACGUGGCCCUUCACUGCACCUUUUUGAUGGACAGGCUGAACGAGCAGCGUCUCUUCCAACCAGACCUGUGUGACGUGGACAUCGUCCUCCUUCACCAUCACACGUCCUUCCAGGCUCACAAGGGCGUCCUUGCAGCCUUCAGCCCAUUCUUCCACUCGCUCUUCGCCUCUAGUAAAGACCUGAGGCGUGUGGAGCUUUCGCUGGAUGCCCUCAAACCCCAAGGCCUACAGCAGAUCCUCAACUUCAUCUACACCUCCAGGCUGCUGGUCUCCGGCAGCAAUGCUCAGGAUGUCCUGAGAGCUGCCACGGUGCUCCAGAUGAGCAACAUUGCUACAUCCUGCAGCGAACUCAUCUCCAGAGGCACGCUGGAGAUCAGUGUCAAAGAUCAGCAAAACAAACCUGAGGGCAACUGGAGCGAUUCGGUGAGGGACAUCAAGCAGGAGAAGGACACGACGUGUGCCAGGAUCUGCGGAGGGAAGAGUGAAGGAAACCCGUAUGCGGUUCAGGUUGCCGAUUUGCAAUCGGUGCAAGGAAGUAUUUGUAAAGUGGAAGGGAAGGAAACGAGGGACCCUGAGGAUGCUGAUUCGUUUAACGGAGAGCAGAUUAUCGUGGAGUUGAAUCUGAAUAACCAGACUCUGAAUGUGUCGAAAGGUUUGGAUGGAAGCUCAGCUGCUCAGUCUCCAUCAGGACAGCAGCUUUCUGGAAAAGAGAAGAGUAGUGAUGGGACUUUUAAAGAAUCAAGAAACAAUGUGACUUUGGAGGAGGGGGAAGAGGAGGAGGAGGGUGAGCAAAGUGAAGAUGAGGAUGACGAUGAAGAUGUAAGACUUGAAGGCACUAGUGAAGAUGAAGGUGAGUCUGUUUUUAUGUCAGAAAUGAAGAGCCCGGCUUCUGCUCCACUGGUCUCCAAGAGGAGCUGUGCGAGAGCGAGGCAAGAGACGGAUCAUGGCGAGGAGCAUCUGGAUCAGGAUGGCUUUGAGAGCUUCAGCUGUGUAAGGUGCCCAAAGACAUUCAAUAACCGCUGGUACCUGGAGAAACACAUGAACAUCACACAUAGGCGCAUGUGUGUCUGUGAGAAGUGUGGCAAACGCUUCCUCCUGGAGAGCGAGUUACUGCUGCAUCAGCAGACCGACUGCGAGAAGAGCAUACAGUGUCUGACUUGUGGAAAAGCCUUUAGAAAGCUCUGGUCGCUUCAUGAGCACAAUAAAAUCGUUCAUGGCUACGCCGAGAAGAAGUACACUUGUGAGAUCUGUGAGAAGAAAUUCUACACGAUGGCUCAUGUACGCAAGCACAUGGUCGCCCACACAAAAGAGAUGCCAUUCACCUGCGAGACCUGUGGCAAGUCCUUUAAAAGGAGCAUGUCUCUGAAGGUCCACUCGCUCCAGCAUUCAGGAGAAAAACCUUUCCAGUGUGAGGUGUGCAGUGAGCGUUUUCAGUAUAAAUACCAGCUGCGCUCUCACAUGAGCAUCCACAUCGGACACAAGCAGUUUAUGUGUCAGUGGUGUGGGAAGGAUUUCAAUAUGAAACAGUAUUUCGAUGAACACAUGAAGACGCACACAGGAGAGAAACCGUAUAUAUGUGAGAUCUGUGGAAAGAGUUUUACAAGUCGACCAAAUAUGAAGCGGCACCGGCGUACACACACUGGAGAGAAGCCUUACCCCUGUGAAGCCUGCGGUCAGCGUUUCCGCUUCUCCAACAUGCUGAAAACCCACCGUGAGAAGUGUUUGCAGGUCAGAAACCCUCUGCUACUGGACUCCUCCACUAUUGCCAAUCACACAAACCAGGACCUGCUGACGGGGAUGGAGACACUGAGGGACGUCAGCCCACAGCUGCACGGCAUGGUCUCUUUUCCAUCAUCUGUGCUUCACUCGGUUGAAGGAGCACCGUCAAAUUCUCAUCUGCGUUCUGUUAUUCCGCUCUUUUCCACUGGAAGGACAGACUCAAGGAUCCUGUAAUGACUGCUUUGUGUUUUUAUAAUUUUUCAUUGCGAGUUUGACAUUUCAUGUUAGUCUUGUCUGUUUUUAUGAGUGUUAUUCUGAAAUUCCUGCCAUUCCCAUAUUGAUGGAGUCGUCUGUGCUUUCAUAGUUAGACAAACAAGUAUUAAGGAAAAUGCUAAAGGUAUUACCCAGAGUACUAAAUGUUUGACAUUUACACUUUAAUAUGCAGUAUAUUUGUAGAAUAAUAAAUAAGACUAACGCAUAUUCAUCAUGGCUAGUCUUUUUAACAUUAAACCUAUUAAACACAGGCCAAUAACUGGCAGAGUGCAGUCAGGGUUUUACAUCCAGAAGCUGUCCCAUACAGACCCAGACCUACAGCCUAGAGAGGUCUGUGGAGGAUUGUUUGUUUUGUUUUUUAUUCUGCUCCCGCUGGGCCCUGUACAGCUUUCUUCUUUGAGUGAAAAUGACUUCAUCGCAAGUUUCUGGCUUACACUAGGCCUACCAAAUAUAAAAAAUAUAAUAAAACAUAAUACAAAUGUUAA
Molecule: messenger RNA, 2911 nt
Organism: Danio aesculapii
Lineage: Eukaryota; Metazoa; Chordata; Actinopteri; Cypriniformes; Danionidae
Gene: zbtb47a
Product: zinc finger and BTB domain containing 47a
Exons: 6
Coding region: 378-2387 (669 amino acids)
Biological process (GO): regulation of transcription by RNA polymerase II
Cellular component (GO): nucleus
Molecular function (GO): DNA-binding transcription factor activity, RNA polymerase II-specific; protein binding; RNA polymerase II cis-regulatory region sequence-specific DNA binding
Source: RefSeq, a predicted model, not a curated record